AUGUUGAGUGUGCUACUAGAGUACACGUUGUGGUAUGUGGCGUUCGUGCAUCCCCUCGUGAUGGGAACGCAGUUGUGUCGCCGUGCGCGAGAGGGGAGGUCGGUGGACAUGAGGCUUGUCACGAAUGUGACGCUGGCUAUGGUCAUUCUGUGGGUGCUGGAUAUUGCGGAUGUGGUUCUUCUCUCGUACCUUCUGUCGAUGCGAUCUCUAUACCUGUGCCUGCGUAUUUUACUGUCCAUGUACCUAAUUCACCCAAAGUUACGCGGCGCAACAAAGGCGUACAGCCAUUUCUUCGACGCCAUCGUUCGCUACUACGCGCCGGUCGUGGACGAGCUCGUGACGCGGCAUCUCGAGGAGCUGGAACGAACGGGUGUCGCACAAUACCUUGGCAAGCUCUACCUCUGUUUGGUGGCUGUGGCCGCGGAUGUGUUAGACAUAGCCAAGGAAUUUGUGGUGGCAUCGACGGACACAAAUCUUUCACCGGAAAAGACGGAACAACGAAAAACGCCGCUAGUCGGAGUUGAAAGAGGUGCACCGAUGCCUCGAGUUUCGCCGAAGGCAAAUGACGGUUUCUCGCGGGAGAGCAGCAGUUUGUUCGGCUUCAUAAAAUCCAGGAAGCACACCCCAAAUCGGUGGGAGUCGCCGCCCCCGAAUGCAGACGUUGGGUUCUGCGUGAGUCCCCGCCUCUCAGCGGAACAAGUGGUCUAUCCGGCGCCACGGAAGCGCAACCCUACAGAUUGA
Molecule: messenger RNA, 741 nt
Organism: Trypanosoma grayi
Lineage: Eukaryota; Euglenozoa; Kinetoplastea; Trypanosomatida; Trypanosomatidae
Exons: 1
Coding region: 1-741 (246 amino acids)
Source: RefSeq, a predicted model, not a curated record